AUGUAUAAGAAUGAACAGGAAAGAUAUGGUGUUAUAAUAACAUUAUUGUUAUUAUUAAUACAUUUAUACAGGAGAGUAUUGGAACAGAAGUAUCUAUAUAGUAAAGUUAAUGAUAGAGGAUUAAUGCAUAUAUCAGCAUGGAUACUAGGGAUAGGGUAUUAUAAUAAUACUAAUACUAUAUUACAUACCUAUUAG
Messenger RNA from Perkinsus marinus ATCC 50983, 195 nucleotides. RefSeq lists its product as hypothetical. Lineage: Eukaryota; Perkinsozoa; Perkinsida; Perkinsidae. The record is from RefSeq and is a predicted model, not a curated record. The coding region runs from base 1 to 195 and encodes 64 amino acids. The transcript is spliced from 2 exons.